CUCCCCUCGAUCAGAAUUCCUUGCCGUCUCAGUUUUGCGAAUGGUUUCUCAGGAUUGCAUCAGAAUCCAUAGUGAGACGUGCCGCCGCCUCUUCGGUCCCCCUGUUGUCUUCAUUAGGUGGAGAAACAGCUGUGCACCACACGCAGGUUGUAAGGAGCUCGACAGGUGCUCGCUAGGCUGACCUGGAGGGGGAGGACUGGCAAACGAAUCACUCAGACCCACUAUUUCGAUGUGUGAUGCUUGAUUGUCAACAGUAACAGCAUUUCACUGUGGAGUCGCUUUAAGCGGUUGUUCAAGUUGUCAGAUUUGUGGACAAUUUUUUUUGGUUGGGGGGGGCGCAACAAAAAUGUAGCACUAGUGAUUGCGUCACAGAAUCGUCGAUUAGGAAGAGAACGUGAAAAUUGCUUCCAGAUUAAUUAUGUAAAGUAGUAGGACUAAUGAGCAGCUUUUACUUCUGUUAUUUGUGUCACAGAAUAGUCGGGGGGAGUCUCUCUUUCGUUCUCUCUCUCGCUCGCUCUCUAACAGACCAAGUGUUUUUGGGGUGAUUGAGUUUUUUUUCAGCCCGCCAUAUUCCCCCGCAUGUCCGCACCUGAGGACAGGAUGUCAAAGGGCUGGUUAUCAGAUCUCGUUAUAGGGCCGCACCACCUGUUCUUUGUAUCCUGUUUUUUUUUUUUUUUUUUUUCCCCAAAUCGCUUUAUGAAGGUUAAUACUUCAUUUUCAUUAUCAGUCAGUUUUGGACUUUUUUUUGUUUGUUUUUUGCUCUUAUGACUGUCAAGUUAGGAAUUUUUUUUGUUAGCUUGUAUCUGAUCUCUUGUGAUGCGGUGUAAGAAGAAAAAAAUGUGCGGUUCGGUCGGCGUUAAGCGUGCUUGCGUUUAACAGGUGCUCUUGUAGCAUUUGAUUCGCUGGAGUAACAGCCUAAUGAUGUAAGAGCAUUUCAAGACAACCUUCCAAGCAGCUGUAAAAAAUUUGUCUAGGAAGGGGGUUGCACACGAUGAAGCCUCAAGUGUGUGUGUGUGUGUGAGAAACAGGGAGUGAUGGAGGAAGGGAGGGAGAGUAAGAGAGAGCACGCUGCCCUCCUCUUGGCCCUUUGUUAGCACUUGGCUUUUGAGGCAGGCUGAGUUCGGGACAUAAGUGGGCCACAGGGGAGCACAUGAAUGCACGGAAGGUGCAGAGGGCCUCGGGGAUCGGGCGGGGGGGCAGGGAGCAUGCUGGAGAAGCCGGGCAGGUGCCUGUUUGUGGCAAGUUUUCCGCCACUCCUCAUCAGGGCGAGCCAGGGAGCAGGUGGCCUUUGUUUGGAGGCUGUAGUUUAUUGUGCAUGAGAAUUCUGCAGGUCACGGCUACGUUUUCUUUUCUUUUCUUUUUUUUUUUAAUAGCUUUAAAUCUGUUUAUUUGUUUUAUCAGUAGCCUAAAAUCCAGUUUUAUGUGCACUCCCAAACGCAGAGUGAAAAUGACGACUUCCUAAACAUAAGACUUUGGAAUACACAUGCUCCUGAACACAACAGCACCUGUAUCCUCCAGGUAAAUGAUAAACAGGAGGCGAGGAGGAGGAGGAGGGAGACGUGUUGCCAUGAGCUCAGCCUCUAGGGAAAGUCUUUCGGGCUGUCGGUAAGCUGAGGGGAUAAUUAACCAGGAGAGACUUCGUAUGUAAUAAGUCUUUCCGACGUCAUCCUUAACUUCAUUCCACAUGAAACUCGAGAUGAGGCUGCAAAGCUUUUACGGUACACGUGCUCGCACGGGUUCCACGAACGCGUAGUGCUGACCGAGCGUGAUUGCAGUGGCAGGUCCAAACCAAGACACUUCUAUACGGAACAACACGUGGCUUCUCUGUCGUGUGACGAGGUUUCCCCACGCUGUGGAGGAAGAUAUUUGAAAUAUAAAAUCCACACUUUUGUAACUGUUACAGGUGGGGUAUGCAGGUCAUGCAGGUGAACUGAAGGUGAUAUUCCUGCGGCGCACACGUCCCUUUAUUCAUAUCCUCUCUGGUAUUUGUAUUGGUGUGGCGAGCGUCUGCGAGAGGCCUUCGCUCUCACACGAGCGCUUCAUCGAGGUGAAUCACGAUCCAGAUUUUUCCAACACACUGCGCCCAGUAGGCCGUUUGAUGAAUCAUGGGGCUUUGUGAUAAUCUUGGAAUUUGUAGACGUGUCAUUUCGGGUAGCCUGCAGCCAGUUCAGGCGAGGGGGUUUAUAAAGGCUCAGGAGAGGCGCGCGAGACCUGAAGCGUGGAAACGCUUAAUUAUUAACCGCCUUUUAUGACUGCGACAGGGUCCAUUCAUUGGCAGCGGUCAGAAUGUGUAAAGAGGCCUGGUUAGUUUCAGUUAUUUUAUCCAUGUACUAAUUCCUUCCAGCAACCUUCGACAUGUCGGUUCUCAUCAGAACCAAAACAUGAUGAAACCUUUCACGGCUUGAGUUUCGAGGCCGUUGAUGCAGAGUAAUGGGUGAGUCACGGUUGCCGCUGCUCUCGAGUAGCACAGCUGGGCCAGGUGUUUCGGUAACGUCACAGAUGCAGCGAUUCUUCAGGGCUCGAGCAGAUGGACGCAGGCUGAUAAGCGCUUUCUCUUUCUCAGCCCUGUGCUUUCUGCUCCAUCUUCUUUUUAACAAACAUUUACACCGUGUGUGUGUGUGUGUGUGUGUGUGUGUUUUAUGCUGCUGCGAGAUAGAUGCGAGGCGUAGGCAGUGUAGGUAAUCUUUCUCGUUGCGUACGCCUAAUUUGAUUUUAGCUGCAAACUUAUAGUUGUUUUUCUUAAUUUAGUAAUCAGACGCCGUCGGGUCGUUAAAGGAGCGAGUGUGGGGUUUGUGCGCAGGUUUUAUUAUACGUUUCUUAUUAAUUGGAGUCUGUUUCGGUGCGUAUUUUAUUGUGCAAAGUGUUAGUGUGUUAAAGAUAAGUAGUAAAUUAUGCAAAUAAAAUCCUUGCUAGAGAGGGAGAGGAAUAAGCUAGGAGAGCAGAAUUUGGGCUGAAAUGUUUUUAUUUUGAUUUUUAUUCCCUUAAAGGAGAGCUGUAGCAUUAGUAGAAAUGUGCAGUGGGGCUCCUGUAUUACGACAUAUGACGACUUUGUACGAUAAUUCACGACUUGAUGAAUUAUAAGAAUCGUGAUCGGUUUGUAAAAUGGUUAGAACUCUAUAACUGGUAUUCUGGGGUUUGUUCGUUUUUUUUUUUGUUUUGUUUUUCACGACUAGAAAAUGAUUAAAUGAUUGGUACAAUGAUUGGUACGCCUAUAUCACCACCCUUGGUAAAUUUUAGCAAAGAAGGCUGUGAAAAAAUCCUUAAAAAAAUUAAAUUUCACAAAAAUACUCAUGGAUAUCAGACAAUUGCAAAUAAAAAAUAAUUAGCUUUGGUUAAUAUAGACAAUUUAAACAAUUGUUUAAUAAAACAAUUAUUGGAACCCCAUGAAUUCAUUUGAGAAAUGUAGUUGAAGUAUAUUCCCAUUGAUAUUUUUAUUUAUUUAUUUACUUACUUACUUACUUAUUUAUUAGUACACCUGGGUGACUAGGAACAGGAAAUUUGUUCGACUAUGACUUCCUGUUUCACAGGGGUAUAAAUAUGAGGUAACACACAGGCCAAAUUCACUUAGUCAUUCAUAACAAUGGGUAAGAGCAAGGACUGUAGCUGUGAAGUGCGGCAAAAGGUUGAGCUUCAGAAAACACGAAGUCCGAUACACUUCUGUUUUCACACUUCCGGGGCGUGGCCAGGCUGCAGACCCAGAGCUUCUCUGUUUGUUUGUUUGUGCUUUUAAGUUUGUCCAAGUUGUUUUUCGUUACGAUUAAGUUGCACAUGUGGUCGACGACUCGACGGGAUAGUGAAAAUGAGAACGGAGUUGGCUGGAAAAUCUGCGUUCACGUGCAUUUCGAUCUUCUCCUUAAUUCCGGAAAACCUUUCGACCCCUGGCGAGAACGGUGUGGGCGCACACGUGAGGAUUUACUCUCGGGGAUUUGUAUCAUCGCUAAGAGAGCACCGGUAAAUCUUCAGGAACCCCUGCAACGCUACAUUUUCUAUCCAUGUCAAAGGAGGGACAAAGGAAAGUGACUCAACAUAAAGGUAAAAUAAAAACGGGGCUCAAGGGGUGGCAUUAAAAACAGACAAGGCGCCUGUCUCCUGUGAUUAUUCUUUCUUAUGUCUGAUCCCUAAAUAACAAACUUGAUGAACUAACCAAUCGGGUUAAGACGGAAGAUUUGUUUAGGUGCAGUAACUUAAUAUGCCUUAAUAACAGAAACGGAGAAUAACCACAAUAUUGACCUGGAUGGUUGCACCCUUAUUAGACCGGAUCGGGACAAUAGAGCAGCGGGAAAAUCAAUUGGCGGUGGACUCUCUCUAUAUUUGGACAAUAACUGGGCAACACAAUAUAAAAAAAAAUAAAAAAUACCGGACAAGAGCUGCCCCAUGGUUGAGAUCUCUGCUGCAAUAAGACCCUUCUAUUUACCUCGAGAGUUUGGGCUGAUUCUUAUGGUUCUGAUUCACGAUUACGGUGCCAGGACCAAAACAUACUGAAGCGCUAAGAAAAUUACAAAAUGUUUCUGUGACGCUUUGGACCAGCCGGGGUUUAUUCUUGGGGACUUUCAUACCCAUGAUUAUAUCUGCACAUCUUCCAGCUCUUCAGCAAUACCUCACGUGCCCGACGUGCCCGACACGCAUCUUGGACAAAUGUUUCGUGAAUGUUUUUGGGUGUCUAAUAAAGCAGUGUCGAGAUUGGUUUUAAAUACAGGGACACCACAGGGUUGUGUGUUGUCGCCACUCUUGUUCUCCAUAUAUACUAAUGAGCUACAAAUGAAGAGUAAUACAGCUGGUCUGUUUAACUAUGCUGUUGAUAUGGUUCUCGUGCAACUUUGUUCUAAACAUCAAGUAAUGAGUGAGUAAGCUUAUUUUAAAAAUGCGGUUGUUCGUGAAGACUGGUGUAAAGCAAGUCAAAGGUUACUUCUUAAGCGUAAAAUUAAGAGUUUUGAUGUUUUGGAAAUGGUAUACAAAAGUAAUGUUGAGAGUAUUUUAAUGUUUAAUAUUACAGCCUGGACCAGUGAUCAUUAGAAUAUUAAAUGAAGGGUAAGCAACUCUUUGUGAGGAGAAUCUUUAUAUUAAUGUGUAUGUGUAUAAUUGUGUGUUUUAUGAGAAGCCACAAGAAGAAUUUCCACAUUGGUGGACAAUGAAGUCAAAUCAAUCAAUCAUGUGUCUACAAGAAAACAGCACAAGCAUUGAAAAUGCCCAUUUCCACCAUCAGGGCAAUAAUUAAGAAGUUCCAGUCAACUGGAAAUGUUAUGAAUCGACCUGGAAUUGGACGCGUGUCUGUAUCGUCUCAACACACUGUGAAGAGGACGGUUCGAGUGGAUAAAACAUCUCCAAGGAUCACAGCUGGAGAACUGCAGAAGUUAGUUGUGUCUUGGGGUCAGAAAGUCUCCAAAACUACAAUCUGAAGUCACCGACAUCACCACAAGCUGUUUGGAAGGGUUUCGAGAAAAAAGCCUCUACUCUCAUCCAAAAACAAACUCGAGCGUCUUCAGUGUGCAGACACUACUGGAACUUCAAAUGGGAUCGGGUUCUACGGUCAGAUGAAACCAGAAUAGAGCUUUUUGGUAAUAAACACAGAGGUGGUUUUGGAGCACACAGAGAGGUAGCCGUAUGGAAAAGUCCCUCAUGUCCACGGUUAAAUAUGGAGGAGGAUCUUUAAUGUUCUGGGACUGUUUUUCUGCAAGAGGACCUGGACAUUUUGUUAGGAUACAUGGCAUCAUGGACUCUACCAAAUAUCAACAGAUAUUAAAUGAAAACCUGACUGCCUCUGCCAGAAAGAUUCAAAUGGGCCGUGGUUGGAUCUUCCAGCAGGACGAUGAUCCAAAACAUAAUCAUCAACAACACAGAAAUGGUUUACUGACCACAAAAUCAAGCUCCUGCCCUGACCAUCCCAGUCCCCUGACCUGAACCCCAUAGAGAACCUGUGGGAUGAACUCAAGAGGAGAGUCCACCAGCGUGGACCUGAAAUGUGAAGGAUCUGGAGAGAUUCUGUAUUGAGGAACGCUCUCAGAUCCCUCGCCAUGUAUCCUUCAAGCUCAUCAGGCCUUAUAGGAGAAGACUCAGAGCUGUUAUCUUGGCAGAGGGAGCUAGCAGAAAGUACUGACUAAAAGGGUACCAUUAAUUGUUUCUCACAUGUUUAACCAAGAUAUAUAUUUUUUUUGAUAAACCUGUUUUGUUUGCAAUUGUUUGAUAUCCAUGAGAGCAGAAGAAAGGUUAAACAAUAAAGAAUUUUUCACAGCCUUCGUUGCUCAUGUUUACCAAGGGUGGAGGGAACUGUAAGAAAUAGUGUUAUUGGAUAUAAAGGUUAAACCAAAGUACCGAUAUGCGUCAUACAUUCAAAUAAUAAUUUAGCACUAUAUCUAACAUGUUGCAUUGCCCAGCAUUAGGAUGAGCCACUUCUUAAAGAACCUGGCUUUUUAUCUUAAAAACACUAACAAUUGUUGAGACCCUAAAACACUGUACGUCUUCUACUGCCUUACAGAAUCACGAGACAUUUCCUUCCCGUAAAUAUAGUUUUAUAGCUGUACACUGCAGUACGCUUGACGCAUGAAACACGGCUAACCUGCUUUAUUUGCUUAUUUGAUGAUUUUAAACCAGUCCACUGCUUCCAGCUACUUAUCAGUGUUAAAACGAACAUCUGUGGAUUCCCAUAAUGUGGCGUAAUUGGUAUACACGCAGUGUUUGAGGCACUGAGGCAACCUCUUAUGAACCCUCGAAAUAAUGAUCGUCAAGGGUCCCAGUUACACCCUUCACCAUCAGGUAGCAGUAACAUUGCUACUGAACCGGAGGCUCAGGCAGGUGUAAAUGCAGUCUAUACAGUGCGUCAGAUCAGCGUUGCAUGAAGGAGUGAUUUAUCCCAGUAAACAAAACAAAAAAAACAGUGUUGCAAACAUGGACUGUCAAUUCCAGUCUAAUGCACACGUAGAUAACGUAUAAAUGCCAGGUGUAGAUCUGAGCGUGAGAUAAAAUGAUUCAUGAUCUUGAUAUUGAUAUCAUUUUUAUUGUGUUCUUAGCGUUCAGACGUUCAUAUAUUUUAAAUAGAGAGAGAGAGAGAGAGAGAUCGAUAGAAUUCUAAACUACCAGCAGUAGGCGAAGCCACCGGAAGUGCUCUGGUGGCCAUUUUACGAUUCCCUACCGACAGGGGGCGCCGAGCGCCAACGGACGAAAACUGUCAAGAUGACCCCAUGUGCUGCUUUUAACUGCAAAACAGCGUUCGCUAAAGGAUGUAGAAGUGCCCACAGGCUGUAAUUUAUGCAGACCGUGCAGAGAUUAAACACAAAUGCAUCCUUAUUCCCAUGUAGAGUGGGGGAUAACGAUCCUAAUCUCUAAUAAUCAACAAUAAAAAUACCCCCGUUUUAAAGCAGAAGUACCCGGUACACAUCUGCAGAUUGUUACAGGAUACAGAGUUUAAAAAGAGUUCUGAUCACUGAUCGCUAAUAUAAAUGACUAGCUUUGUGUUGAUAUGGUAACUGUUCGUCAAUUCGAUUUUAUUUGUAUAGCGCUUUUUUUGCAAUAGACAUUGUCUCAAAGCAGCUUUACAGAAACAUCAACAUGGUAUACAGAUAUGAAAAGUGCAAAUUUAUCCCAAUUGAGCGCGAUGGUGGUGAGGAAAAACCCCAAGAUGUUAGAGGACGAAACCUUGAGAGGAACCCGACUCGGAAGGGAACCCGUCCUCAUCUGGGUCACAACAGAUAGUGUGAAUAAAGUUCAUUAUGGAUUUAUAUGGAGUCUGUUUGGCAUUAGAAGCAGCCGUGGUCCCAGCAAUCUGGAAUUGGAGAAGAUGAGAGCUCCAUCCAGAGGCAGGACAUCCUAAACGGGUCCGGCAGGUCCGGAGAGGAUCGGGAUCUCCUAGUAUCUCUAUAAAAUCGUGUGGGGCUCGACAGAAGAGAGGGAGAGAGGAGAUUAUUAGGACUGUGCUUAGCGUAACAAAGUCUAGUCAGGGUAGGCUUGAGUAAACAAAUACGUUUUAAUCCUGAGUCUGAGUCCCGAACACUAAUAGGAAGACUGUUCCAUAACUGUGGGGCUCUAUAAGAGAAAGCUCUUCCCCCUGCUGUAGCCUUCACUAUUCCAGGUACCGUCAGAUAGCCUGCAUCUUUUGAUCUAAGUAGGCGUGGCGGAUCAUAGAAAACCAAAAGGUCGCUUAGAUACUGUGGCGCGAGACCGUUUAGUGCUUUAUAGGUUAAUAAUAGCAUUUUAUAAUCAAUGCGAGAUUUCACUGGGAUUAGAAAGUAACACUUUAGAAUAAACCAAAAGAGCCAAAUAUAAAGAUGGAGUAUAGACACUGAUCUAUCUAUAUAUAAUGUGUGUGUGUGUGUGUGUGUGUGUGUAUAAUAUAUGGAUGUUUUACUUGCUUUUCUUUCUUUGAAGAGCCGUCUGAAUGCGGAAGUAGCUCGGGUCAAAUUGAAAAGAAAGAGCAAAACCUCCAUCUUCUGAUCAUCUUCAAAACGUGUCCUCCUCUCCCGCAUGAUUUCUCACCAAUGUGUUUUUUAUACUCUGGGAGAGAAGAACUAAUUCUGUGAAGACGAACAGAUUCCGGUUUCCUACGUGCUGUGAACAGUGGUGUUGAUCUGUAAGCAGAUAUCCAACUUGACCACAAGCUAACUUGCUGUUAACCAUGUGCGGUUCUUUUCCUAAGCUAACGUUAGCGCCGUAGCUAAUAUUCGUUUCAGAAAAUGACCACAGUGAACGUUCGACGUAACCAAAAGUUACGCCGCAUAAUUUUAUAUUCAGAAUAGACACUUUAAAGCCUGCAAAACAUGUGUUUGUAAAAGUCUACUGAUAUAUCUUACCUCAGUUGCUUAAACUUGGUUUUUAUCGAGAGAACACGUGUGACGCUGCAGUAGAGAGUAACAUAACCGACUCGUAUGCAAACGUUUCUCCUUAUGGCUUGUUUCGGACAAGCCGUAUUUAAAGGUUUACUCUUUUAAGCUGUUCUUUGCUGUUAUUGUGUAAUAUUUAAACCGGGAAGUCAUUUUGACCCCAUAACAUAAUGGAUCUAACUUUUUUUUUCCAAAAUAAUAGGAGAGCUAAGUGACCUGGAUGGGUAAAAAUCACUCAGCAAAAACAGAUGAUUUCCCAUUACGACCCCCAGUGCGUUCAGAACGUUGAGGGGUCAGAGAUGACUGCGCUGUAGCUUCAUUGUUGGUGACGCCAUGAGCUAUCCAGUUUGUUUAUUUAUUUAUAUAUACACAAAGAUCAGUGAUUCAGACCUGUUCGAAGUUCCUGUGAGUGUUUAAUUAAUUGUGUGUGAGUUUGUGCUCAGGCACCGUGAAACCGUAACAACCCUACAUGUGAUGUAUAUCAUGAGUAAACUGCAUGUCGUAUCAGAUAUCUGCUGUGUAGUAACAUGAGCGCCAUUAUUCAUUUUUAACCAACACCAGUCGGAUGUUAAUGUGUGAAGAAGUCAUGUUGGAACAGAUUUCGUAUUUAAAUAUAAUUUUUAAAAACACCACUGCUUUUUUUUGUUUGUUUGUUUGUUUAUUUGUUUGUUUUUGCCCCCCGUGCCGUGUAGGCGCCAUGCAAACCCCAGAGGCGGGCGCUGACUCCUCGUCCACGGUGCCCCUCCAGACCAGCGUGCCUGUGCAGCCUGCUGUUACCGCCCAGCAGGUGCCCACUCAGGUGCCCGUCCAGCAACAGGCACAGACUGUUCAACAGGUGCAGCAUGUGUACCCGUCCCAGGUGCAGUACGUGGAGGAGAACAGCAGCGUCUACACCAACGGAACCAUACGCACAUACUCGUACUCGGAGCCGCAGCUGUACAGUCAGAACAGCAGCGGGAGCUACUUUGACACACAAGGCGCCGCACCUCAGGUGAGCACGGUGGUGACGAGUCACAGCUUGGCCAACAACGGCAGCACUAACGGCGGGCUGGCUAUGGGCCUCACGGGGGGUCAGAUCAUCAGCAGCUCAGGGGCCUACCUGAUCGGGUCCAACGCCAUGGACGGCUCCGCCCCUCACACUGCAGCACAGACCACCAGGGCCUCUCCAGCUACGAUUGAAAUGGCGAUUGAGACGCUCCAAAAGUCUGAGGGUUUGUCCAGUCAGAGAAGUUCACUGCUCAACAGCCAUCUGCAGUGGCUUCUGGAUAACUAUGAGACUGCUGAAGGGGUGAGUCUGCCUCGCUCCACACUCUACAGCCACUACCUGCGCCACUGCCAGGAGCAGAAGCUCGACCCGGUCAACGCCGCAUCAUUUGGGAAACUCAUCCGCUCCAUCUUCAUGGGUCUGCGCACACGCCGCCUCGGAACCAGGGGGAACUCCAAGUAUCAUUAUUACGGGAUCCGGGUGAAGCCAGACUCGCCACUGAACCGGCUGCAGGAGGACAUGCAAUACAUGGCACUGCGGCAGCAGCCUGUGCAUCAGAAACAGAGGUUCAAGUCUGUGCAGAAGGCGGACAGCUUUUUAGGAGACAACUACCCGAGCAGCGGGCAUCACCAUCCCAAUGCCGCCGAGCAGACGGUCCUCGCGCAGAGCCAGCACCACCAGCAGUUCCUGGACGCGUCUCGGGCCAUCCCCGAGUUUGUAGAGCUCGAUCUCGGAGAGAACGGAGUGGACGGUGUCGGCAUGGAGGACAUCAAGGCUCUUCAGAUACUGUACAGAGAACACUGCGAGGCCAUCUUGGAUGUGGUGGUAAACCUCCAGUUUAGCUUGAUCGAGAAGUUGUGGCAGACGUUCUGGCGCUAUUGCCCUUCCAACUCAAUAGAAGGCAUCACCAUGACUGAAAACAGCGGGAUGAGUGAGAUUGAGGGGCGUCUGCCACGUGCCAGGCUGUUGCUGCUGUGCCAGAGCGAGGCCGUGCUAAAGUGGAUGAACACCUGUGAUCACCUGAUGUACCAGGCUCUAGUGGAGAUCCUCAUCCCUGAUGUCCUCAGACCCAUUCCUAGUGCCUUGACUCAAGCCAUCCGCAACUUCGCCAAAAGCCUUGAGGGCUGGCUCACCAACGCCAUGAGCGCCAUUCCCCAGAAGAUGAUCCAGACCAAGGUAUCCGCUGUUAGUGCCUUUGCGCAGACCCUGCGCAGAUACACGUCUCUGAACCACCUGGCCCAGGCGGCGCGUGCUGUCCUGCAGAACACCUCACAGAUCAACCAGAUGCUCAGUGACCUGAACCGCGUGGACUUCGCCAACGUGCAGGAGCAGGCAUCAUGGGUCUGCCAGUGCGAGGAGGGCAUGGUGCAGCGACUCGAGCAGGACUUCAAGGCUACACUGCAGCAGCAGAGCUCCUUGGAGCAGUGGGCCACCUGGCUCGACAACGUCGUCAGUCAGGUCCUCAAGCCCUACGAGGACAGGCCAAGUUUCCCUAAAGCGGCCCGCCAGUUCCUGCUCAAGUGGUCCUUUUAUAGCUCGAUGGUGAUCAGAGACUUGACCCUGCGCAGUGCUGCCAGCUUCGGCUCGUUCCACCUGAUCCGUCUGCUCUACGACGAGUACAUGUUCUACCUGGUGGAGCACCGUGUCGCCCAGGCGACCGGAGAGACGCCUAUAGGGGUUAUGGGAGAGUUUGAUGACCUGAAUACUAUGUCACCUACCAACAUUGAUAAAGACGAAGUAAGCGAGAUGGACAGUGAGCUGGACGAGGAGAUGCAGGAGGCAGGGGAGCCGCUGGCCAAGCAAGAGAAAGCGGAGGCAGAGGUGAUUCAGGUGUUGCAGGUGGGGACUAUGGAGGACGGAAGCAGCGCUGUAGUGGGUGUGGUACAGCCAGACAUGCUGGGUACAAUGGGGAUGCAGCAGUCCACCAUCCGUCACUGCAGUGGGGCUGGCAACGCCUAUGCCUCUGUGUGACACUUUCACCAGCGCUCUCUCGAAUCUUUUUUUUUUUUUCUUCUUCUUCUUAUCCCUCCACAUGACACCUAGUUAUAUUCAUUUUCAUCUCAUCUGUCGACAUGUAACAUGCGCUCUUCUGUUCAGCAGGGUCUGAUCACGUCACUACAUCAGCAGAUGCUUCAGUCCUGCACUGCCAUUAUAUGAACUUCAUUUAUGUGAUCAGUCUAUUUGAUUCCGAGCAGCCCUUGAAGGAGAGAAGGUGCUCAAUGUUAACGUCCCUGCUCUGAAAAGAAUGGGUCGUUUUUAUUUAUUUAACCCCCCCCCAGAUGACCAAGAACUCAAAUCCAUGCCACUAGCUCCACAGGAAAAAACACGCAUCACUGAAGCUCAAUGUAUUUGUACUGUUGGUCAUUGUUUACGUUUGCCCCCCCCCAUGUAGCUUUGUGUCAGAGUUGGAAAUCUUGCUGUGUAUCGUGCUGCUAUAAUCUCAAGCGAGCUGUCCAGAUACGUCCAGCCUCCUCCUUGAGCUGUUCUCCUUGCCUUCUGUUUGUCGAAUCAGUCUCUUGGUCUGAACUUAGGAGAGGAUUAAUUUCACAUCCUGUACAAGUAUGUAUUCAGUGCAGACCUUUUUUUUUUUUUUAAAAAAAAAAAGGAAGUGUUGAUAUUGGCUGUUCCAGGCUGUCGUAUAGCUUCGCAUCCUCUCUCGCACCUGUGCCGUGUCAUAAAACCGAGCUAAUGUCAGGGAUUUAAUGUACCUCGGGUUCAUGCUAGUGCCUUAACCCAGCAACAGCUUUUCCGUUUUGUUGAAACUACUGUAUCGCACUGAGGGAGGCUGUUCCUUCUCUACUAGAACACUCGCUGCAAAGAAAUAUUCACUGCUAGAUAUCGAACACCUGGACUAGUGGCUGGAUUUGUAAUCCGUCAUCAGCGUGAGCUGAUUCGAAUUGUCGAUUGAUUGUUUUUAGUAAGGGAUCUGUGUGCGUUUCCGUGUGCGUGUCUGUUCUGUUGUCUGUGUAACCGUCACCCUACCUCACACCAGUGGUGCCAGCCGUUGGACGAACGCCCCACAAGUUUUGAUGUGCGUUACGUCGUACUGUUUAAUCUCGUCGAUUCAUCGUUCAUUCCCUUCGUUACACACUGGAUAUCUACCGGGGACCAAAACUUGCUCUUUGCUAUGAUAUAUAUAAAAAUAUAUAUUGGUAUAAAUAUAUAUAUAUAUACAUAUGAUAAACCAAUUCAUAAUUUUGUGUCGUAUAGCUGCUUCUGAGCAGGUGGUGUCGCUUUUGUAGCUCUUUAUUUUGAUUGGUCGAUCCGUGCACUGACUGUGAAGGGAGUUCAGACUGUAUGCCAUUUUACUCAAGAGGAGAUUGUGAUGCAUUUCAUUCAGAGAUUUGUGGGUUGGGGGAAGCAUCCAGUACAUCUGAGAUUAUUUAUAUAUAAAACUAGUCUGUGUAGCGGCACUCCUGUAAAAGCCACAGACUAUAGCAUGGACUGCUUUUAUUAAUUAUUAUUAUUAUGGUAUUUGGACUUACUGAUUGUUGUGUAAUAGGGAGAAAAAAAAACCCACUGGAAAACAAUAUUUUCUUUACUACUGAUCAUGUUUUCAUUUUUUUAAUUAUGAUUUUGUCUGCACAAUCUUCACACACUCGUUUCUGACUCCUACAGCGAGGUAAAGUGUCAAUCACGGUCUUGCAUAAAGUAAUAACUGACUCUUCUGCCGAAGUAACUGAAGCGGGAGCUUGACUUUCUUUUCAACUCCGAGUGCAAUCUGUGAACUGGAAUAGGAAGAGUGGCUUUCUCUACAGCAACAAGCUGUUCACCACCACACCUGAGGCAGCUGACAGGAAAUACAGAGAUUGUGAAACUGAGCUGUGUGAUUAUCUGCCACUUUUUCCAACGAUCAUGUUUUUAAUUUAGUUCCUUUGUAUGAAUGUGAGACGGUUUGUUGUAUCCUCUUGUGCCUGGAGUGAGAAGAGCUCUUAACCAUCAGUUAGUUGUAAACGAAAGUGCUUUUGGUCUUGCAUGCUUUUUGUGCUGCUAGAAUGUCAAGAUUUUGCAGUUGUUUUUUUGUUUUUUUUUUACAUAUAUUAUAUAUAUUGUGCCAGCGCACAAUAAUGUGUUCUAUCUUGCCUGUUGAGUUUCUGCCAUAUUAACCACAAGCCUACUGUUCUAAUUCAAUUUACAAACUAUUUAUUUGAUUAAUUCCCCAAAUGCCCUACCCUUGUUGUAGGUCGCACUGAAGUUGGCCUUGCUAGAUUUGACGGCUGUGUCCCAAAUCACAUACUACUGUGUUAAAAGCAUUCAGAGGUCAAACAUUGAGAGCAAACUCACUGGAUGUUUGUUUUUUAAAAAAAAUUUUUUUGCUUGCACUAGUGUGUUAUUGAGGUAAAUGGUCAUUUCUCUAUUUUUUUUUUUUUGGGGGGUUGGAGGGGGACGGAGACACGGCUAAUUUCUAAGCUAAUUUUCUGUACUUGAAUUUAACUCUCGACAAAUGAAACAGCGAGCCAACAUGUCCUGUAUAGUGAACUAUGCAGAUUAGGAUGUAACUGAGCCAUUUAGGAGUCACCUUUAAAAUAACUUUUCCAAAAAGGCCACAUCCCAAAUUGCAUACCACAAGAUAGGGUUGGGUUGUGAUGACCCAUAUCUUAAUUAAAUUCUACCACAGUAUACUUGAUAUCCCAUGUUCUUGAUAACCUUAACUUUUUUUUUUUUAAACAUGAUUAUUUUAUCCUCCUUUUCAGUGUGUGUUUAUUUUUGAAAACAUUAAGUCCAGCAACCUUGCACUAAAUAAUGCAUAGCGUGUACCAUAGAACUGUCUUAGAGUAUUAUUUCCGACCCCCGGCUAAAAUAGGACGGUAUGCUGUUUGGGAAGUAGCCAAACUCUGCGCCCUACUAUACUAAACCGUGAAUUUUUCACCCCUCGAAUGUUGCGUGAGAUGUUUUAGACCUGCGCUGACCCUAACUUGAUGUAAGGUAUGCAUCACUUAAAGGCUGUGAAGAACACGUGACUUAAACAUAUCAAACCCCCGGAGCUGGAGUGAACAGGAAAAGGCUCUUCUAGUUCUAGCAAGGCAGCUUCACUGGUAGAGAGACUUCAGUGCCUUCAAUUUCACCAAGACCUCCUGGAGCAGACAAAACGUUUGCCCACUUCUGCAAUUAUUAUACCUAUGAGAGCGAAACAGUCGAGUUCAAGCUGCAUGCUCAAAACAAGGUCUACUCUUACACGUGGUUCAGGUGUCCCUACUGUAAAACAUCCCUCACCGUCAUCGACUCGCACACACCUACCACAGAUAUGCACAUUCAGAGGAACAUUCACGACUUCAUCUUGCCAUUGUGCUGACUAAUAACUGUAUUAAAUCUCUUAAAAUGGGAACCGUAGAACACCUGGGAGUCUACCAUUAUGACCGCUGCACUAUCCCAGUCACUUCUUUUUCUUUCCUCUUUCUAUUAUUUGUAGCGUGGUUGUGAUCGUUUUUCAUUUCUUAAUGCUUCGGGAAUCUUUUAAGUGCCAUUUGACAGUUUACGUAGUGCGCCGUGGCCUGCUGUAGCGCGUUCUAAUGCAAGCACAAGCGUUGUGGUACUCAUGAGCAGCGACCCUGCUCGGAAAAGCAGUCUUAGUUGUAAAUAUUGAGCUAAAACCGAUGGUUAUUUAUUUACUCGCCCUUUCUUUAACCACUAAAGUGUACAUUGUGAUUCUUUUUCUGCCCUCUUUCUCUUUUUUGGACAAAGUAAUGUACUUUACAUAUACAUACAAUUUGUAACUUUUUUUUUUUUGUUGUUGUUUUUUCUUUUUGCGUGUUGUUCCAAUUUCUCUUAGUAAAUUAUAUUCUCUGAACAAUUGGUACGAGCUAACCAAUAUGUGUAGAGUGAUUUGUAUUGUGUAUUUUACAUGAAGGAUGACAAAACUGGGGAACUUUUAUAUUUAUAAAGGCAUAUAUUAACAUUUUAGUGUGUCGUUUACGAGGAAAAAUAGAAGAAAUAUCCAAGACACAUGUAGUUUGGUUUUUCUGAAUAUUUCAGACUUGAGCUCAGGCUAGCUUCUUAGUGUUGUUUACUUACUUGUGGCUUGUCUUUCAAUUAAUAAACUUUUCCUUGUUGAAA
Messenger RNA from Ictalurus punctatus (channel catfish), 15849 nucleotides. RefSeq names its product regulatory factor X, 3 (influences HLA class II expression) (gene rfx3). Gene Ontology annotation, molecular function: RNA polymerase II cis-regulatory region sequence-specific DNA binding; DNA-binding transcription factor activity, RNA polymerase II-specific. The transcript is spliced from 16 exons. NCBI's taxonomy places the organism in Eukaryota, Metazoa, Chordata, Actinopteri, Siluriformes, Ictaluridae. Bases 9376 to 11766 code for a protein of 796 amino acids. Gene Ontology annotation, biological process: regulation of transcription by RNA polymerase II. Gene Ontology annotation, cellular component: nucleus. The record is from RefSeq and is a predicted model, not a curated record.